Messenger RNA from Penicillium arizonense, 843 nucleotides. RefSeq names its product enoyl-CoA hydratase/isomerase family protein. The coding region runs from base 1 to 843 and encodes 280 amino acids. Lineage: Eukaryota; Fungi; Ascomycota; Eurotiomycetes; Eurotiales; Aspergillaceae. The transcript is spliced from 2 exons. The record is from RefSeq and is a predicted model, not a curated record. Gene Ontology annotation, molecular function: delta(3,5)-delta(2,4)-dienoyl-CoA isomerase activity. Gene Ontology annotation, cellular component: mitochondrion.
AUGGCCGAGUACAAUUUCGAAUAUUUUACUGUUCGGUUUCCAAUUGACCAUCAAUAUGUGGCUCAUGUGGAGAUCAACCGUCCAGAUAGGCUGAACGCCUUUGUGGAAGCGAUGUGGUUAAAUUUGGCCCAGAUCUUCAACAAGCUAUCUUCGGAUCCCUCGGUCCGUUCCAUCGUCCUCAGCGGAGCUGGAGAGAAGGCAUUCACCGCCGGGUUAGACGUCAAAGCAGCUUCUGAGGGUAUGCUGUCGUCGGAGACGAAGAAUGACCCCGCCCGCAAGGCCGCACUCCUUCGGCGCCACAUUUCCGAGUUCCAGGAUUGUAUCACCGCAGUUGAGCGUUGCGAGAAGCCAGUGGUAGUUGCCCUCCACGGCUUCUCCUUGGGGCUUGCCAUUGACCUGGCCACCGCCACGGACGUGCGUGUCUGUGCAAAGGACACCCGAUUUGCAGUCAAGGAAGUGGAUAUCGGACUUGCAGCGGACAUCGGUACCCUCAGUCGACUGCCCAAGGUGGUUGGCAAUUACGGGUGGGUAAAGGAGGUUGCUCUGACUGCGCGCGAGUUCGGCGCCGAGGAGGCCCUACGUGUAGGGUUUGUGAAUGCCGUAUACGAUAACCGUCAGGCCACCAUCGCGGCCGCAUUCAAAAUGGCCUCUCUGAUCGCCAAGAAGAGCCCCGUGGCGGUGCAAGGCACGAAGGAGAUUUUGAACUAUUCGCGUGACCACUCUGUGCAAGACGGACUGCGCUAUACCAGUGUGUGGAACAGUGCUGCUUUGCAGACACAGGAUGUAUCGGCGGCACUAUUAUCGGGGUUGAAGAAGCGGACCCCGACAUUCGAGAAGCUAUGA